Erythranthe guttata (spotted monkey flower) is the source of this 813-nucleotide messenger RNA. NCBI's taxonomy places the organism in Eukaryota, Viridiplantae, Streptophyta, Magnoliopsida, Lamiales, Phrymaceae. The record is from RefSeq and is a predicted model, not a curated record.
ACAGGAAACGGUGUACGAAACCGCGAAGAAGUGCCUAGCAAACGCUCGACAAUCGGGAUGGAGGCGCAACCUCAACAACGCAAAGAUGGCCGUCUCGUUAGCCAAGAUCAACCCUUGUAGGGCCCAAUUAGAGUGGUACAAAUCGUACUGCGACGAUUCGGACAAUGAAUUGGGCUACUACGACUCGUUCAAGCAAAUAGUUGCUUCUAGAAGAGACGCCAAAGUCAACAUGAACCGGAUAAGGCUCGGAUGCUUUUGGGACGAUUUUAUCGAUAAGCUCGAAAACAAUCACUUAACUCACGAUUUCCACAAGUUGCCGAAAUACGUCAACGCCUCACAAUUCUACAAACUACUAGUCGAGCCGCUGGAAAUCGCGGAAUAUUAUCGAAAAAAUGUGCAUAUGGAGAAGGGGCAUUAUAUCGAGAAUGGGAGGGAGAAAAGGUUCAAGAUUUUCGAUAAGUGGUGGAGAGAGAGAAAAGUCGGGGACGAGGAAGGCAAACCGAGAAGCAAAUACGCGAGUUUGACGCAAGAUUCGUGCUUUUGGGCUAGGGUUGAGGAAGCGAGAGACGGGAUUUAUCGGGUUUUAGGAGAAACGGAUGUGGGGAGACGUUUGGUGUUGUUGGGAAAGAUCGAAACUUUUGAAGCGUACGCGAACGGGAUGAUCGAAAGGAAGGAGGUUUCGGUGGAUGUUGUGGCGAAAAAUUCGAGCUAUAACUUGUUUGUAGAAGAAUGGAGAGGCCUUAAGUUGCAGAUGAAGAUGAUUAUGCCAUCACCCCAUUUUCCAGGUUUUCAAGAUGGAAUGGUUCAGUGAAA